ACUUCUCGGCAUCUUCUGUCUCUGGUGAAAGGAAUGUGAAACGCGGAAGUUUCAGAUUUUGUUGCAGCAACCUGGAAGUGCUUUGUUACCCACAUGCGUUUCCAGCAAAAAGCAUGCCUAUGAGCUAAGAAUAAGUCCUGCACUGAGAUUUUUCGAGCUAAAAACUGGUCAAUGUCCAUUUGUAGUCACUGGGCAUUAUUAUCUCGUGACAGAAAGCCUACUCAUGUCCUCACAAGACAGUAGUGACGGGCAGCAAUGCCCCCUGGUGGUGGUUGGGGAAACAGGCUUCCAGGUCUCUGAUGAGGUCUACACAGUCACUAUUGGAGCAACAGUGCCUACAGGGUUUGAAAACACUGCUGCAGAGGAAGUCCAGGAGAAGAUUGGGGCUAAUGCAAAGAUUAGCAAGGACCGUGGUCGAAUUUACUUCCAAAUAACCACUGAUAAGCUCUCUCAGGUCCAUCAUCUAAGGUCUGUGGAUAACCUGUUUGUUGUGGUUGAAGAGUAUGACAACUAUCAGUUUAAGGACUCCAAGGAGGAGACAUUGGAGGAUUUGCAGAAGCUGGCUUCCAAGCUGCCAUGGAGCGACGCAUUAAAGGUCUGGAAUAUGAAUACCACUCUGAAGAAGAAGAGGGGACCCCAUAGACAACCCCAGGGUCCCAGAGGUAGAGGGCGAGGUAAAGCCAACAAAGUUACCCUAGAGACGGACACCAUGCAAACUGAGACCAUAGAGGCGGAUAUCGUUGAAACUGACACCGUGGAGACGGACACCGUGGUGACGGACACCGUGGUGACGGACACCGUGGAGACGGAUGCCAUUGACACCGUGGAGACUCUCACCACGCAGGAAGAGGAGCUAGAGCUUGAGGCACCUACUGCAGACCAGGGUGAGGGGGCUGGGGGUGUCAGGACACCUGCCCUGGAAAUCCUGGGUGAACAGCAGGAGGUGCCGGGGCAAGAGCUUGGAGCAAAAGUGCUAAAGUUCCGUGUGACGUGCAACAGAGCAGGAGACAAACACAGCUUCUCCUCCAAUGAGGCUGCAAGGGACUUUGGUGGGGCAGUGCAAGAACUCUUCCAGUGGAAGGCAGAUAUGACCAAGUUUGACAUUGAGGUUCUGCUAAACAUCCACAACGUUGAGAUGGUGAUUGGCAUUGCCCUGACAGAGGAGAGUCUCCACAGGAGAAACAUCACCCACUUUGGACCCACUACACUCCGAUCCACUCUGUGCUACGGCAUGCUCAGACUCUGUAAGCCUCAGGCGUCUGAUGUUAUACUUGAUCCCAUGUGUGGAACGGGGGCUAUACCUUUAGAGGGAGCCAUUGAAUGGCAGCAAGCGUUUUACCUGGCUGGAGACAACAAUGACAUGGCAGUUAGUCGCACAGUCAACAACAUCUGUCACAUCCAGAAGAAGAGGCGAGACAAGGGCAGUAUAUCUGGGCUGCCUAUAGACACGGUGCAGUGGGACCUGUGUCAUUUACCCAUGAGGACCAGUUCAGUGGACAUUAUCAUCACUGACAUGCCCUUUGGAAAGAGAAUGGGUUCCAGGAAGAACAAUUGGGACCUGUACCCGUCCUGUCUGAAAGAAAUGGCUCGUGUGACCAGACCAGGCUCUGGAAAGGCUGUUAUCCUAACCCAGGAUAAGAAAUGCUUUCAAAAGGCCAUAUCAAGGAUGGGUGGACUCUGGCGGAAACACCACACUGUCUGGGUCAAUGUAGGGGGUCUGCACGCUGGGGUGUUCCUCCUCAAACGCACCCUGGGGAUCUUUGGCCAAAUCGCUGAAGAUUCACGAGAAGGAAAAGAAUCAAAACCACAUGAGGAAAAACCAGGAGAGGAAAGGAAGAAAGAAUAAGUGACAAAAUUGUCUGGUCUACUGAAAUAAAUCUCAGAAGGUUAAGAUUUAGCUCUGAUGCCAUUAUUUAUUUUCUUGUCCUAUUUUAUAUAUUUUUUUGUUAACAGUUAAAAGUGAGUUUCUCGUUGGAUAACUUUUCCUAAGGUGUACUGUAUUGUUAUUUGGUUGUAUUAAGUGAAAACCAUUUUGGCAGCCUACAUAUUAAAUCCUGUUCCCAUUUAAAGUUAAAAAAGCCUUAUAAAAUGCUUUGUAAAUAGCUGUAUAUCUACGCCUGAGUGGGAAAGCAAGACUAUUGAUGUAAAGUCCAUUGUGCUGUCAAGGAAAUACGUUAAGUUAAUGUACUGUGAUGAAAUGCCCAUAGAAGCAUAAUAGAAGUGGCAGUAAAAAAUUUGGGACAUUCCAAAAUUGGGGAAUAUUGUCAGCAUUUCCUGUUUGUCACACAUUCAGCAAUAUAAGGAUUAGACACUUCUAAAAACUUUAAUGAGAAAGUCUUAGAUUUUUUUAUUCAGCUCAUGAUAAAUGGGGGCAAAAACAAAAGUGUUGCCUUUAUAAUUUUGUUCGGUGUAUGAAGGAAGUGUCAAGGAAAUCAAGGAAAUAUGGCGCCUGCCUGCUGACAUGUUUACAUGAAAACAGUCACGUAUAUUAGAGGUCAUGAUCAGUGAUUUAACUCACAAACUGAGAAUGAGGCAGACUGAAUCCUGUUUUGCAACAGCUGCAGACAAAUUAGUAGAGGGGUAAGACACUUGUCAUUGUUUAUACAGCUGGUUGAAGCAUGAGUAUGCGUAAGCCCAUCUGUAAGUACUAACAAAACAUUACAUCAUCUAGGCAUGUUUGGUAACAACACGUUUCAUUACCAUGGCAGUUUAUCUCAGUGUGGUUAUAUUAAUGUAGUAGUUACUAAUGUUAGCAAUGUUAGGCCUACAUGUGUCAUGAAAACAAGAUUUUCUCAACGCAGUCUAGAACAAGCAAAUUCGAGUGAACGUAGGUAGGGGAGACCGAAGAUAGUUGUAACAUUUUGUCUGGAUCUUGAAGCUCUUUUAAGCCUGUGCAUUCAAAAUUGCAUAUAAACAAGUUACAUGUGCCUGCUA
Esox lucius (northern pike) is the source of this 2934-nucleotide messenger RNA. RefSeq names its product THUMP domain containing 3 (gene thumpd3). The record is from RefSeq and is a predicted model, not a curated record. NCBI's taxonomy places the organism in Eukaryota, Metazoa, Chordata, Actinopteri, Esociformes, Esocidae. The coding region runs from base 224 to 1846 and encodes 540 amino acids. Gene Ontology annotation, molecular function: tRNA (guanine) methyltransferase activity; RNA binding. Gene Ontology annotation, biological process: tRNA methylation. The transcript is spliced from 10 exons.